Messenger RNA from Xiphophorus couchianus (Monterrey platyfish), 1771 nucleotides. It is a transcript of the gene gghl, whose product is annotated as gamma-glutamyl hydrolase. The record is from RefSeq and is a predicted model, not a curated record. Gene Ontology annotation, biological process: tetrahydrofolylpolyglutamate metabolic process. Lineage: Eukaryota; Metazoa; Chordata; Actinopteri; Cyprinodontiformes; Poeciliidae. The transcript has 10 exons. Gene Ontology annotation, molecular function: gamma-glutamyl-peptidase activity. Gene Ontology annotation, cellular component: vacuole. The coding region runs from base 120 to 1016 and encodes 298 amino acids.
AGACAUCACAUGCAAAGCAGGGCAUUCCUCACUUCCCCUUUCUGACUGUAUCCGCCUCUACUUCUACAUAUAUAUAAGUAUGUAGUUACUAUUAUCACAAACUGAACCCUCUGGCAGCCAUGCCUGCUAAUCUCAACCAGGAGACGCUGAACGACAGACCGGUGAUUGGUGUUUUGACUCAGAUGGUCUCAGAUGAUGUCAUGAAACCUUUUGGAGAAACAUACAUACCCGACUCUUACGUCAACUACAUCGAGUCAGGGGGAAGCAGGGUGAUGCCGAUUAGAUUGACUCUUUCUACUGCGGAGUAUGAAAGCAUCUUCAAGAAGAUAAAUGGCCUGUUUCUCAUUGGUGGAGCCGUAGAUUUGACAACCUCAGACUUUGCCAGGGUGGCCAAGAUUUUUUAUAAACUCGCUCUGACGGCCAAUGAUGCAGGGGAUUUCUUCCCCAUCUGGGGAACCUGUCUGGGCAUGCAGCUGCUCACUGUGCUGGUGGCCGAAGAGAAUCUGCUCUCAGCAACUCCAGCUAGAAAUGAGGCUUUGCCCCUCAACCUAACCACAGAAGCCCACUCCAGCAGGAUGUUCCAAGGUUUUUCUAAAGAGCUAAUAAAGGCUUUGACAGAAGAACCUCUGACUGGCAAUUUUCACAAUUAUGGCCUGACAGUAGAGGCUUUCCAGAAAAACGAGAAGUUGAGCGGUUUCUUCUCCCUGCUGUCAACGAACGUUGCUGAAAAUGGAGCUCACUUCGUCUCCACCAUUGAAGGCAAAAGGUAUCCGUUCUACGGAGUGCAGUGGCAUCCCGAGGUGAACCGCUUUCAGUGGAACAGAAAGUUUAGCUUUCCUCACUCCAGUCAUGCUGUUCGGUUGUCGUCGCAGAUAGCCGAGUUUUUUAUCAAUGAAGGACGGAAGAGUUUCCAUCAUUUUGACUCUCCUGAGGAGGAAGACGCCUCAUUGAUCUACAAGUUCACUCCUGUCUACACUUCAAACUUUACUGCCUACGAGAAGGUCUAUUUCUUCUAAGUUUAGGAGGAUGCCAAGGCCUGCUAGACGCCUGUAUUUCCUUUUGAAAUGUGAAGAUGUGGCUUGAAUUUGAGUGCAACAUUAAAUAGUUUUAUUUAGAAAAAGAUUGUUUAAAGCCAUGAUAAGAUUAAAAUAAAUGUUGUGGACUUAUGAAGACGGGUAUUUCAAAAAGAGAGCACUUUUUGUCCACUCCAGGAAAGUUGAGGUUAUAUAUUGCUGCAUAUUUUCUUUUAUUUUACAGUUUUUCACCUUCUUGAUAACUUUGUACGAAUUGUAUAUUCAAAUAAAGUAAAAUGAUUGGUUGUUAUACAAACUUUAAAAUGUCAUUAUUGAUAGUAAAAGUUAUUUUUUUCUUUCUGAAUUUGGAGUGCUGAAAAAAACAAUAAUUUGACUCCAUCACAGGUUUCUUUUUAUAACACUUAAAUAUUUUAAUAACAAAUAGAGACAAAAAAAUGUGCUUGAUGGUUGACUCAAUCGAUUGAAGGAAAACUCUUUAUCCAAGUUGUUAAAUCAUGAAAGAAAACAUGUAGCAGUGAACAGAUUUGUGUUGUAUAACGUAUGUAAAAUAAAAUAAAAAGUUAUAAGUGCAUUUAAUAUUACUAAAAUGUAGAUUGAAAUGAUAUGUAACUGAAUUUAAAUCUGUCUUCAUGAUAGGACUGUAUUGGUUUGAUAUGAUUCAUAUUUUGGGAUGUAAAGUAUCAUCAGAUUAUUUUGGCUGUGGAAUGGCGUUAUGCAAAUAAACUGAAUUAAAUUCA